AUGAAUCCUAGUGAUAAUAGUUUAAAAAGAAUAAUAAGAGGAAGAAGAGUUGUUUAUAAUGGUAGAGUUGGUGAGGCUAUCUUGGUAGUUGAAAAUGGAGUUGUCAUUGACAUUCUACCAUACAAUACCUAUUUAACAAACACUGAAUUGUUGUUAGAUUGUACAGAAAACCUUCUAAUAAUGGCUGGUUUAGUAAGAUUUGACAACAUUGAAAGUAUAGAAUCAUUCGAUGAGAAAAUACUUUCAAUGCCUAAACAAGGUGUUACCACUUUGAUUAAUAUUUUGAAUGAUUCACCAAAUCUUUUGAAUAUUGAUAAAGUUAAUGAAUUAACUAAUAAUAAAUCUAUUGAUAUUGGUUUAAUAGUUGGUGCCGAUACAAACAUCUACAGAAAUAGAAUCUUUAAUGGUAGUGUUCUUGGAAUGUUUGAUUCAACAGCAAACAAUCAAGAUAUCUCAUUAUUGACUUCAGACUCUUCAAAUAAGGAGGCUAACCAUCUUAAAAAUAGAGUUGUUAAUAUUGAAAAGCUAUUGUUAACAUCAGAGCUACAGGAAUCAAAAGGCAUCCAAGAUGAAUCACUCGUAGCUCUCUCAGAGUCAGCAUCAAACAUACCUUCAGCACUUGUCGGUAUCAAUGAUAUCAAAGGUACAAUAGCAAUCGGUAGAGAUGCUGACUUUGUAGUUUGGAAUCCAGAGAAUGGUGUUGUCGAGAAAACCAUCCUAAGAGGUCAAAUCAUCUACAACAGAGAGAGCUCUCAUACAUUACCAUCACACGGUCAAAGAAUAAUACCUACAUUUAUUCAAACAUCUAAAUCAUUUCCAAACAUUAAGCUACCUGCUGUUCAAAGAUUGAAUACACUAGAUGACAAUUGUUUCUUAAAUGUUGUUAAUUUAUUGUUUGAAACAGCACCACCUUUAGCAAGAGGAAUGUUAGCAGCUAGACCUUACUUGAACUAUGAGCAGUUGAUUCAAACCGCUAUUGAGGUGGUGGCAAAGUGCACACCCGAUGAGAGGGUAGAGUUGUUGAAUUCACAUCCAAAGAUUGGAGCUAAACCAACAGAGGUAUCUACUCUAUCCUACAAAGAGCAAGGAUAUGAUAAGCAACCGAUGUCGGAUGAAGCUAAAGUGCUCGAAAGAUUGGCGUUACUCAAUGUUGCUUACCAGGAAAAGUAUGGUUUUACAUUCAUGGUGUUUGUGAAUGGACGUUCAAAAGCCGAGAUCAUUCCAAUCCUCGAGAAACGAUUGAAUCACUCGACCAAAGCACAAGAAUUGCAAACAGGAAUAUCAGAGUUUUUUGAUAUUGCUUCAUCAAGGUUGGCAAAGUUAAAAAUAGUUGUCUGA
Messenger RNA from Heterostelium album PN500, 1338 nucleotides. RefSeq names its product allantoinase (gene allB1). Lineage: Eukaryota; Evosea; Eumycetozoa; Acytosteliales; Acytosteliaceae. Gene Ontology annotation, molecular function: hydrolase activity, acting on carbon-nitrogen (but not peptide) bonds. The transcript has 3 exons. The coding region runs from base 1 to 1338 and encodes 445 amino acids. The record is from RefSeq and is a predicted model, not a curated record.